Molecule: messenger RNA, 919 nt
Organism: Octopus sinensis (East Asian common octopus)
Lineage: Eukaryota; Metazoa; Mollusca; Cephalopoda; Octopoda; Octopodidae
Exons: 8
Coding region: 149-919 (256 amino acids)
Source: RefSeq, a predicted model, not a curated record
CAGGUAGGGACACUUGAGGCUCAUGUUCGUCGGGUCACCACAGAGAAACUAGAAACAGAGGAGAUAUACGAGAGAAAUCUGUCUGGGUUCAGCUCAAAGGUAGCAACACUUCAAAAUGAACUAGAUCGCCUCACUGAAGCAAAACAGUAUGAAGAAGAGAAGAAUGCGACCAACGUGUCAAAUCUCAAGUCAACUGUACAUCACGUCACUUCACAAACAAAUAGAUAGGCUCGCAACUGAGAAAGAGAAAAUAGAUGAGAUGAAUGUCACACAAAUGUCUGACCUCCAGUCAAGAAUAGCAACAAUCCAGCUUAAAGUCGAUCUGGCCGUUAGGGAAGAACAGCAAGCAGCAGACAGGUUUAAGGCACAAGUAUCUUUAUUCAAGACAAAGUUUAAGCAAUUGAACACGAUGUAUGAGCAACUUCGUCGAACAUUCAAGCAGGAACUAAUCCGGACAGAGCAAGGUGUCUCAACUGCUGAUAUCCGAAUGGCAGAAAGGAAACAGCAAAUUCUAGAUCUUUCAGAAAAGUUAGAGGUAUGCAAUGACCGAUUGAAAACUGUUCAAAAGAAAGAAGCCGCUCUCAAAAAAGAAUUUAAGCUUCUGAAAGCUGAGUGCAAGGAAUUACAAAAGACACAAAAGAUUUUGGUAACCACCGAGGAAAAACUUAGGCAACGUAUGCAAGAAUGUGAGCAAGUACAGGACAACGCGGAAAUGGAAAUUUUGAAGCUAACGCGCGAUGAGGAGGAUCACGCUGCAAAACUUGAAUCCCUCAAACAGGAAAUUGGAGAACUUCAGAAUCUUGUGGCUGAUAUAAAGAACAAAAUACAAGUCAAAGAUUCUGUAAUUGAACCCUUACUACAGAAACUUGCACCAUAUCGAGGAAGUGGGAUAGAGAGAAUGCAGGUGAGUAGCGAAUAG